GUCUUAUUUCAAGCACUUCCAUGGUAAGGGGAGAAAAUAAUCGACUCCACAGUAAGCCAAGGCAUAUAGGUCACUGAUACAUAAUGGAAUCCAUUGAGAAGAGUACAGAAGAUACCGUAAGGCAAAGAAAACAGAAUCAUUCAUUGGACCAAACUGUCCUAAAGGAAAAUGGUGCUGCACAUGGUCAUGUUAAAUGUCUGGUAGAAUGGAAGAAACAUAUGGAGGUUGUGAAGGCAGAGAUAGUCGAGACUAUGAGCUCCCAGAUGAAAGACCUCCUUGACAAAGCUGUGGAAGACACUCUGCAAUCAUACACUAGAGACAAUGUUGCCUCUGUGCCAGACAAAAAGCUCAGAAAUGAAGAUUCUGGAAGAGGGAAAAUAUUCAAGGCACGUGCUUCACUGGUGGAUGAACUGAUGGAGGUGGAACACUUUCGCACUAUUUAUCACAUGUUUGCGGCAGCAUUUUGCGUCUUUGUUAUCAGCACUGUGGCUGUGGAUUCUAUUGACCAGGGCAGAUUGGUUUUAGAGUUUGAUUUGUUUUUUUACUCAUUUGGACAGACUAGUACCGUGGUAUGGUCAUGGACCUGUCUCUUUAUCUACACUCUCUUGGUGCCCUACAAAAUCUUGCACUUCUGGGGAUCUCGCUUUUCCAAGUCAAAACAUCCAUUCCUGCUGUCUGCAUCUGUAAUCAGCAUUUUUGGUAUCUGUCAGUUUUGUGUAUUGGGUAUUUUUCCAACAUACAUUGUGCUACAUUACAAACUUCCUCCAGCAUCCAGCUUCAUAGUGACCUUAGAACAGGUUCGUUUUGUGAUGAAGAGCUACUCCUUUUUACGAGAGACUGUUCCAUCUGUGAUUCGGAAAGAGAGGAAUCCGGACCAGCUUCCCAAACUUUCAAGUUAUCUCUAUUUUCUAUUCUGCCCAACGCUAAUAUAUAGAGACAGCUACCCAAGAACCCCGUAUAUCAGAUGGAAUUAUGUGGUUAAGAAUUUUGCUCAGUUCCUGGCAUGCGUGUUUUUUUUAAAUUUCACAUUUGUCACAUUGUGCAUUCCUGUCUUCACUAAUAUGAUCAAGCAGCCAUUGAACAUAAGGACUAUGGUGUUAUCUGUUUUCCAUGCUACCUUACCUGGCACCUUUUUUCUACUGACUUCGUUCUUUGCCUUACUGCACUGCUGGUUAAAUGCCUUUGCAGAGAUGUUGCGCUUUGCAGAUCGUAUGUUCUACAAGGAUUGGUGGAAUUCAAAAUCAUUUUCAAAUUAUUACCGCACAUGGAAUGUCGUUAUCCACGAUUGGUUGUAUUAUUAUGUUUAUCAAGACAUUUUAUGGCUGUGUAAUCGUCGGUUCCGCACAGGAGCAAUGCUGGCUGUAUUCUUCAUGUCGGCCAUCGUACACGAAUAUGCCUUAACGUUGUCACUUGGUUAUUUCUACCCGGUCAUGUUUUGCUUGUUUGCCAUCUUUGGAGUUGUCUUCAACUUCUUCAUUAAUGAUACUCUUACAUGCCCAUUGUGGAACGUGGUGCUUUGGACCUUCCUGUUUAUUGGCCAGGGUAUCCAGUUGUGUCUAUACUGUCAGGAGUGGUACGCACGAAAACACUGCCCUCUCACUGAGAAAACAUUCUGGGGAUUGGUGACUCCUCGUUCUUGGUCAUGUCAGAUAUAGUUAAUUAAGAUUGUACUGUUUAGCGUUCUGUGAAACGUUGAACACAUGUGUUGCAUUGGAAAUUCUGUAAUACUACAUGGCUAAAUAUGGAUGUAUGUGGCUACAGCAUCCUUAUCCUCUAGAUGUAAUCUGUACUGUUGUAGAAACCAAGCAAGCAACAUUGUCCAGAUUUCUAUGUGACUAUUUCUAUGGACUUUGAAGAGACUUUGAGUUUGUCUGACACCAGAGUGCUCUCAUUUACACAGAAUGCAGAGUUACAGAGUUGUUCUGCUUCAUGG
Pelobates fuscus (common spadefoot toad) is the source of this 1933-nucleotide messenger RNA. Its product is annotated as sterol O-acyltransferase 2-like. Gene Ontology annotation, biological process: cholesterol metabolic process; cholesterol efflux. NCBI's taxonomy places the organism in Eukaryota, Metazoa, Chordata, Amphibia, Anura, Pelobatidae. The transcript is spliced from 16 exons. Bases 84 to 1655 code for a protein of 523 amino acids. Gene Ontology annotation, molecular function: cholesterol binding; fatty-acyl-CoA binding; cholesterol O-acyltransferase activity. The record is from RefSeq and is a predicted model, not a curated record. Gene Ontology annotation, cellular component: endoplasmic reticulum membrane.